UAUUUUAUGCCAAGUGGGGGAAUCAAAUCAAUCAAUUUCAUUAAACAAGAAGAAUCUUUAGCUUCACAAAACAAUUAUACUUUUAAGUUAUCUCUAAUAUUAUGAUGCUGUCUCUGGGUUGCAUUUUAGCUACAAGUUUUGGUUGUUAGGUGAUCUCUUGUUGGUUUAAAGUAAGCAAAAGCAAGAACUUAUCAUCAUCAUACCAAGUUGUAAAGAUCAAAAGCCACAAGCUUUCUCUCAACUAGCAGCCCCUCAGCUAGGACACCCAACCCUACCCAAUCCCCUUCUCCCCCCUCCUUUCUUGGUGAUCUAAUGUAAAGGGCAGGUGUGAAAAGUUUGAAAGAUUCAAGAAAGCUAAAAAAGAAAAGAUUUUGAUGAGGAGAUCAGCUGCUGGAUCAAGGAAAAUGUGGUGGGUUGUGACUAGGAAGAAAGGAGGUAAGAAGACAGAAUCAAGAAUGGAGAUUGAGGAGAUUCUGAAGAUGAAACUUGCAACCAUCAUUGAAGAAGAAGAGCCUGCGGAAAUGUUUGAUCAAGAAAACGUUGGGAUACUUACAACAACAACAACAGCAGCAGCAGCAGCAAAGUAUCAUCAUCAUAACAAGUGGAACAAGAAGAAUCAUAAUCUGAUUAAAGUGAAGAUGGGAAGAUUCUUUUUGCCUCAGUUCAGUCUGAAAGAAUCUUAUUGGAUAUUCAUGACUGGAUUAUCCUGCAAAGGUGGAUUGCACGGUCUUCCUCGAUGCUCAUGAAUAUGCAAUGUUACCUUCUUUUUUCUUUUUUUUUCUUUUUCUAGUUAAUGAUGCAUCAUCAAGCUUUAGCCUUUACAGUGGAUGUUAAAAUUUUGUGUGUAAAAACCUCAGCAUUUUUUUUUUUUGAAACAACUGCUGAUGUGUGUAUAUUCCAAAAUCUAUGGUUAACUACUCCUUUUGAUCCUUUUGUUGUUAACGAAUUGUACGAAACUGGUUCUGGGAUUUGAAGUUUUAAACAAGCUUUUUAGCCCCAUGUUCUUGUUGCUGUGCAAAUUCCCUGUACAUUUUGUUUCAGGAUGAAUGUAUCCUCUGUUUCUGCUCUGUUAUCAUAGUU
Molecule: messenger RNA, 1080 nt
Organism: Oldenlandia corymbosa var. corymbosa
Lineage: Eukaryota; Viridiplantae; Streptophyta; Magnoliopsida; Gentianales; Rubiaceae
Source: the annotation of a GenBank genome assembly